AGCGUAGGAGUGAAGGAAAUAGGUCAGACCAUAACAGAUCGGAAAAUAUCGCAGAAUGCGUGAAUUUUCAGUGGAUGCUCCCUGGUGGCUCGUUCUACUUACUCGUCGAUCAGUGAAUCCUUGUACACCUUUGUUUUCGUGGUCAACUACUAUAAGGUCGAAGAGGGUUAUAACCCAAACCCAGUCACACCCACCUGUCCAAGCGGGGUUAUCCACGAUUUUGUGCUAGCACCGUUCAGUCUGAAUUCUUCCACGGUUAAAAUAACGAUAAACUCGCCUUUCAUGAGAGGUUAGUGUUGGCUGUGUACAAGCACUCUUUAGCGAUUUAUUGUAGCAAAUCGACAGAAUGUCUCACUCUGUAACUGUAACCAGAACAACCACAACUACGACCACAUCGGCAAUUAUCAUAAACACAGGAUAUUUCAAGACAUGGCCUGGCCUGUUCAAACUUCUUCAAAUGAUCCUUGGAGCUGUAGUGGUUGGUUUUGUUAGUUAUUAUUAUAAUUCCUACCUAUAUCGCACCCCUGUAACAUUCUUCCUAUUGACAGCAGUGGCAUUUCUUAUCGGUACAUUUUUGAUAUUACUGUCAUGUAUGAUAUCAAUUUCAACAGCAUCUGUGCUACCGAAGACAAUUUAUGAAGUUGUUUAUCAUGGGUUCGCUUUUAUUCUUUAUCUGGCAGCUAGUAUAACAUUCAUAAUUGAAGUAAAUCAUUACUCGAAUACAAGAUAUGACAACCACUACGAAUGCUACUUUGCAGCGGCCAUACUUGGAUUCGUAAUAACCGUUCUCUACUUGUUGAGUACCGUCCAUGCUAUGAGGACUUAUAGAUUAUAGAGGAUUGUAAAGAUGGAACAUUGGAAAAAAAUCGAAUUUAUAUGGAAACAAUUUUUGAGCUAAUUAUUAUUUUUUCUGCAGAUUCAUUUUGUGUUGAUUGGGUUUAAAAUUUUCAUAAACUGAACUCAGAACAGAACAGCUGUAUAAUAACCAAGAAUUAAGAAUAAUUUAUUGCAUUGACUCAAAAUUUGGAAGAUAUAGAAAUGAAUAUUUCGUUUUAGUUUUGAGAUAAUAUAGUUUUUUACUCAAUGUACACUGCAUUCAUUCAAGAGGAGAAGAUAUAUCUACAAUAUCUACAAACUUAUGUUUUACAAAUAAAGAAAUAUUAGAGAUUUUUGGCAAAUUAUGUGCCUUAGGUAUAUUGUUAAGGACUACUUUUGAUAGUUUUUUUUCUACUAUACGUCACCUACAAUAAUAAUACCAAAUAAACAUAUUUUCUUACCAUUUUACAUUAUCAUCCACAAAAACCAUCAGAGUAGGAUUAUGGAGUGUAUUUACAUUAUAAUAAUCAUAUUUUUGAAAUUCGUAUAUUUUAUACUUUGAAAUCAUCAUGUUUUACAAAUAUGUACUUAUUUAUUUGUACAGUUUUUUAUGUGUUUUACAAAUGUGAAAUAAAUAUAUAAAUAU
Messenger RNA from Coccinella septempunctata (seven-spotted ladybird), 1462 nucleotides. RefSeq lists its product as uncharacterized. Gene Ontology annotation, cellular component: membrane. The record is from RefSeq and is a predicted model, not a curated record. The coding region runs from base 347 to 835 and encodes 162 amino acids. The transcript has 5 exons. NCBI's taxonomy places the organism in Eukaryota, Metazoa, Arthropoda, Insecta, Coleoptera, Coccinellidae.